AUGGUGAGCCCGUUCUUUUGCAUCACUCUUAUAACUGCUUUUUCUUCGGCUUUAGCUAGUGGUAACAUCCAACUAUGGCCCGAUGAGCCAGAUUAUGGAGUACCUGUAGCUACAAUUCCCCUCUUAUCGAACGUUGCGUUCUUGAACUCGUUCAAUUCUCCGCAGGGUGUCACAUACAAUCCACCCAACGUUGAUUUCAAUCGUGUCUCUUUGGAGCUUUUGGUCAACACCACCUCGUCGAACUAUGAUCGACUUGGUAUGGCAUUUUUCAACGGGAUUGAAAUUUGGCGCACGUCAACCUCGGAACCGGCAAACGAUAACGCUCAUUGGGAUUAUUCGAAAGAUGUUUCAGAGUACCUAUCAUUAUUCAAGCAAACAGGACAUUUUGAAUUCUUGAUCAACAACAUCGUGAACGAGCAGUUUCAAGGAACUUUUCAGGUUUCCAUAACGGCGAAUUUCUACAAGAGCAGUAACAAGCCCAACACAGACGAUAGCUGGGCGAUUGCCCUUGACAACCCUGCAACCAACAUCCAGACAUUCAGGAAAAACCCAACCAACCUAUACUGGACCGCACCCUCAGAUGAUAUUGAGAUAUCUGUACCCCAGCAGGCUAGCAAUGUGAAUCGGGCUCUCAUUCAGGUUUUUGCCUCUGGUAAUAGCAACGAUGAAUUCUGGUGGAACACCCACGGCGGCAGUGGUCCAUCACGAUUUGUUAAUGCCUACAUCAACGGGCAGCCUGCAGGCUAUGCUGCACCUUUCCCUAUCAUUUACACGGGUGGAAUCAAUGCAGAGCUGUGGAAACCGUUGGUUGGAAUCAGGGCCUAUGACGUUCCAAGCUACUUCAUGGACGUAACAGCCUUUUUACCCAAACUUUGGUCGGGGGCAAGUACCCUCAAACUUAAUAUAUCCAACGGAAUUGACAACAACCCUGUUCCAUCUAACUGGAUCGUCAACGUGAACUUAUUCACUUGGUCCACACCAGGGCAAACAAAUUCAGGGACAAUGGACAACCCUCAAGAUACCGUAAAUACGCUCGACAACUCCUUAGGAACCAGUCCUCAGCAUGUGCUGCUCACUAGAUCCUACUCGAGUUCAGCAACUUUGACCAUUGGCGGCACCACUCAAAAAGUGGGAUGGAAUCAGAAUGCGACGUUCGAAAACCAUCUUACUAUAAACGGUGACGAUACCAGUAUUUUCCAAAAGUUUACUGGAACAGACUCUGUUAUUGGAAGUAAUGGAGUGUCGCGAACUUUCAACUAUCCACUGACCGUCGAAAUAGGCCCUACCAAGAACCAUGUCCAGGAGUCGUAUAGCAUUCAGUCCCCAGUCAGCCUGUACACCUGGAUUGACACUAACGUCAAUUUGGAUGGCAAUGGUAAAGUCACAGACACCCAGUCAAGUCAAUAUCUGGAGGAGGCUUCGGUAAGUCACUUCAAGAAGGCAGUGAAUGGUCAAAUCGUUGAGACAUGGUAA
Molecule: messenger RNA, 1473 nt
Organism: Wickerhamiella sorbophila
Lineage: Eukaryota; Fungi; Ascomycota; Dipodascomycetes; Dipodascales; Trichomonascaceae
Product: Peptide-N4-(N-acetyl-beta-glucosaminyl)asparagine amidase A
Exons: 1
Coding region: 1-1473 (490 amino acids)
Source: RefSeq, a predicted model, not a curated record